UGAAAAUAUAAAAAGUCGAUUUAUAAGAUAAUUUAUAAUCGAUGUCAACUACAGUAAAAGAAAAAAACGAGUCUUCGUCCAAUUUGCUGUCACUGCAAACGUAUUUCGAACGUAUUCCAAGUAUUAUUAAUGCACCAUCAACGUCUGUCUUUCAUCUAACAAAUUAUGACACUGUUCCUAUUUUUACAACUUGCACAUCUACUGUACAAUUUAAAAAUUUGACCAGUUUAACUAGUGUUUUUUGUCAAGUAUAUGAAAUGAUAUCGCGACUUCAACUUGGAAAACCUAAACGUAUUAUUGGUUCAUAUUUUUCUCUUGAAGAUCCAUAUUUUGGUGCAGAAUUAGUUCAAGUUGGUUGUACAGAUGAUAGAAUGUUUGAACGAGAAAUGGUAAAUUCUAUGGAUGGAACUAAAGGUCCUACUGAAAUUGAAAAAGUAAAACUUCCUUUGAUUGCAUCUGUUGUAGGAACCAAAGGGACAAUGGCAUCGAUAAUUGAUAUUUCUAAAGAAAUUGAAAAGGUGGCACAGAUCAUAAUUAAAAAUUGGCAUUGAAAAUGACUAAACAGCGUAUUUUUUAUAAGGUUUAGAUACAUUGUU
Molecule: messenger RNA, 596 nt
Organism: Pneumocystis carinii B80
Lineage: Eukaryota; Fungi; Ascomycota; Pneumocystomycetes; Pneumocystales; Pneumocystaceae
Exons: 1
Coding region: 42-551 (169 amino acids)
Source: RefSeq, a predicted model, not a curated record